UUCUUAUCGAUUUCCUGUUGUUGGAGAGAAGGGUUAUAUUUUAUGUUCUUUCGUUUUCCAUUGCGUGUGUUUUACUUUCCCGAACUAAGUAAUGGAGGAAUGUUAUUGCUUUGAUUGAGUUCUAAAGUUAUCCAAACACUCCCUAGUUCAAUUUCUGAUCUGCAGCAACCAACAAAAAGAACAAGGAAACAAAGGGUCUUUCUUUGUAUCUUUUUUCUCUUUUAGAGUAGCAUAAAAACCAUUCCUUUUUUGCUCUUGGAGGAUCACAGUUAGAAACAAGUUUUUUUUUUAUGUAGAUGGCGACACUAGGUGAUAUAGGGGUUGCAGCAGCCUUUAAUCUGCUUACUGCACUUGUAUUCUUUCUAGCUUUCGCGAUAUUGAGGCUUCAACCUUUCAACGAUAGAGUUUAUUUUUCGAAAUGGUAUCUCAAGGGUUUAAGAACCAGUCCUUCGAGGUACGGGGCAUUCGUGAGGAGGUUUGUCAACUUGGAUUUCCGUUCCUACUUGAGGUUCUUGAAUUGGAUGCCUGAGGCACUCAAAAUGCCUGAACUUGAGCUUAUCGAUCACGCCGGAUUGGAUUCCGCUGUUUAUUUGCGCAUUUACUUGAUUGGGCUAAAGAUUUUUGUCCCCGUCACUCUUCUUUCGUGGGCGGUCCUAGUGCCGGUUAAUUACACGAAUAACACAUUGAAGUCGCAGCUGAAGAAUGUAACUUCAAGUGACAUUGAUAUGCUCUCAAUUUCAAAUAUUCCACUUGGAUCGGAUAGGCUUUGGACUCAUAUUGUUAUGGCUUAUGCUUUUACCUUCUGGACUUGCUAUGUGUUGCUAAAGGAGUACGAGGCAGUUGCAAAUAUGAGGUUGCAUUUUCUUCAAUCGGAAAAACGCAGGCCAGAUCAAUUUACGGUGCUUGUUCGGAAUGUACCUCCAGAUCCGGAUGAAUCUGUUAGUGAGUCCGUGGAGCAUUUUUUCCUGGUCAAUCACCCGGAUACCUAUCUUACACAUCAGGUGGUAUGCAAUGCAAACAAACUUGCUAAGAUGGUGAAGACGAGGGAAAAAAAGCAGAAUUGGCUCGACUAUUACCAACUGAAGUACUCCCGAAAUAACGCACAACGACCUAUUAUGAAGACUGGUUUUCUUGGGCUUCGCGGUGAAAAAGUUGAUGCAAUCGACCAUCACAUAUCUGAAAUCGAGAAGUUAUCCAUCGAAAUAGCGGAAGAGAGGGAGAGGGUCUUAAAAGACCCGAAAGCAAUAAUGCCAGCCGCAUUUGUUUCCUUUAAAUCUCGAUGGGGUGCAGCUGUUUGUGCUCAAACCCAACAGUCCAGGAACCCGACUUUGUGGUUAACAGAAUGGGCACCCGAACCACGUGAUGUCUAUUGGCCUAACCUGCCAAUCCCGUAUGUCUCGCUGGCAAUUAGGAGGCUGAUCAUGGCUGUAGCAUUCUUUUUCCUGACAUUCUUUUUCAUGAUACCGAUUGCAUCGGUACAAGCUCUGGCCAGCAUCGAGGGACUUGAGAAAGUAGCACCGUUCUUGAAGCCAAUAAUCAAUAUGAGGUUUCUUAAAUCAGUUAUUCAAGGUAUUCUGCCUGGUCUUGUGUUGAAGCUGUUCCUCAUUUUUCUGCCAACAAUAUUGAUGAUUAUGUCCAAGUUCGAAGGAUUCACAUCGAUAUCAUCGUUAGAGAGGAGAUCAGCAACUCGAUACUAUCUUUUCAAUUUUGUGAAUGUGUUCCUUACCAGUGUUGUCGCCGGCAGUGCAAUGGAACAGCUAAAUACGUUUAUCAAGCAAUCAGCAAAUGAUAUACCUAGGAUAAUUGGUGUAGCCGUACCGUUGAGAGCAACCUUUUUCAUUACUUACAUAAUGGUCGAUGGAUGGGCGGGAGUAGCGGGCGAGAUUUUGAUGCUGAAACCACUUAUAAUAUACCACUUGAAGAAUUUUUUCUUGGUGAAAACCGAGAAGGACAGGGAGGAGGCAAUGGAUCCCGGGAGCUUGGGCUUCAACACCGGAGAACCUCAAAUACAACUCUAUUUUCUACUUGGCAUGGUUUAUGCUGCUGUGACACCCAUUCUACUUCCUUUCAUUGUAAUCUUCUUCGGCCUAGCUUACGUUGUUUUCCGUCAUCAGAUUAUUAACGUUUACAAUCAAGAGUAUGAGAGUGGUGCGGCAUUCUGGCCCGACGUCCACGGACGCAUAAUAGUUGCAUUGCUUAUCUCACAAGUCGCUCUCAUCGGAUUAUUAAGUGCUAAGCAUGCGGCUAAGUCGGCACCGUUUCUCAUUGCUCUCAUCGUCCUCACGAUCUGGUUUUACACAUUCUGCAAAGCCCGCUACGAACCUGCAUUCAUUCGAUAUCCUUUACAGGGAGCGAUGAUGAAAGACACGUUGGAACGUGCGAGGGAGCCGAACUUUAACUUGAAACCUUAUCUUCAGAAUGCAUACGUGCAUCCAGUUUUCAAAGAGGAGGACGAAGAGGAUGAGGAUGAAUUUAACCAUAAGUUGGAAACCGAGAGUGUUUUAGUACCCACAAAACGGCAAUCUCGAAGAAACACGCCGGCACCUAGCAAAAUGAGUGGUGCGUCCUCACCGUCGUUGUCGGACGUUCCCAAACAUUCGGAGCGUAUGAAGUAGGUACAACCGUGUGUGAAGAAGACUUAUGAUGUGUGAAGAAGGUGACACUGGCAUUGUAAAGUAAAUGAACAAAUUAGUAGAGGAAGCCAGCCCAAGAGAAAUGGUCUUGGAUACUUGAAUGUUAAAAGACUUGUACGAGGAUGAUA
This is a messenger RNA of Hibiscus syriacus, 2761 nucleotides long. Its product is annotated as calcium permeable stress-gated cation channel 1-like. Gene Ontology annotation, molecular function: calcium-activated cation channel activity. Gene Ontology annotation, cellular component: plasma membrane. The coding region runs from base 297 to 2615 and encodes 772 amino acids. The record is from RefSeq and is a predicted model, not a curated record. Lineage: Eukaryota; Viridiplantae; Streptophyta; Magnoliopsida; Malvales; Malvaceae. The transcript has 12 exons.